CAGAAUCCCAGCCUCAGAGAAGUGAUGUCCUCUCGGUAACGCAGCUGGCCAGUGUCGGUUUCAGCAGUCUGGAUGCAAGCCACAGGAGACUGACUUAAGACCUGGGGACUUGUAGUCCCUUUACCCAAGAUGCGAAGCCCUCAGCAUGGGGCAGGCAGCUAGCAGGACCAGUGAGGCUCAGGUAUCUGUGACCUUCGAUGAUGUGGCCGUGACUUUUACCCAGGAGGAGUGGGGGCAGCUGGACCCGGCCCAGAGGACCCUGUACCAGGAGGUGAUGCUGGAAAACUGUGGACUUCUGGUGUCUCUGGGGUGUCCUGUUCCUAGACCUGAGCUGAUCUACCAGCUGGAGCACGGGCAGGAGCUGUGGAUGCUGAAGGGACACCUGUCUCAGAGCGCCUAUGCAGGUACGAGCCAAGGUGCGGGCAGGUGGGGGACCCUGCAGGCUCGAGACCAGCAGGAGACCGCUGGCCCUGGUUCCCUGGGGAAGCUUCUUAUUCUGGCUUCUCUGCUGCUUUGGAAGCCAUGGAGCCCUUUGACCCGAAGUCAGCAUUCUUGCCAAGGGGCCCAGAAGGUCGCUGACUCCUCCCACCUCCCAAGUUUCAGGGAAUGGUCCUGCCACCCAAGCAGGUUAGAGACUGGAGACAGCCUCUGAGAGUUCCUCACACCCCCAGCUCCCUCCGGCCCCACUUCCGGCCGUGCCCCAGUCCCGUGCAUUUCACAUCUCCUCCGUCUCCCGAAUCCAUCACUCGCACCGCCUCCCUCAGACCGGUCCCCAGGCUCAGUGCACGCUCCCGUCGUCUUUUCUCCGGGGUUUGCUGCUAGCCUCGUAACCGGCCUCUGCGUCUGCUGGACCUCUGGUCAGCUCUGUGUCCUGCACGAGUUACCUCAGGGGCUCGGACUCGCUUCCGGGGCUUCCCACUGCCCCAGCCAUGAUGUCUCAGCGGGUGUUGGCGGUGAAAGUCAGGUCCGCCUCCUCCGUUGCUUGAUCC
Messenger RNA from Lontra canadensis (Northern American river otter), 989 nucleotides. Its product is annotated as zinc finger protein 805-like. The transcript is spliced from 3 exons. The record is from RefSeq and is a predicted model, not a curated record. Bases 146 to 652 code for a protein of 168 amino acids. Lineage: Eukaryota; Metazoa; Chordata; Mammalia; Carnivora; Mustelidae. Gene Ontology annotation, biological process: regulation of DNA-templated transcription.